Molecule: messenger RNA, 6231 nt
Organism: Harpegnathos saltator (Jerdon's jumping ant)
Lineage: Eukaryota; Metazoa; Arthropoda; Insecta; Hymenoptera; Formicidae
Exons: 2
Coding region: 915-5210 (1431 amino acids)
Biological process (GO): regulation of DNA-templated transcription
Molecular function (GO): DNA-binding transcription factor activity, RNA polymerase II-specific; RNA polymerase II cis-regulatory region sequence-specific DNA binding
Source: RefSeq, a predicted model, not a curated record
CGUAGAGGGCCGCCUGCGAGAUGGCAGGCGGCGGCGCUGCGAUCGCCGUUGUUCGGUGUAGCUCUUGUUGCUCUCGUUUUCCCAGGCGGAAUCCGCAUCGCACGUCGCUGUUUUCUGUUGUGUUUUUGGGGCCGUGACCGGGACGGAAAAACAUGCCGUUUCGAUAAUUGUCGCGAGCCAGGGGCGAGCCGUGUGCGUGCGAGUGUCGUGUUCCGUGCCGUGAUUGCUCGCGCGCGCGCGCGCGCGCGUGUCCCGAACGUCGUGUGUCCCGUGCGCAUUGUGCCGCGUGCCGCGUGCAGGUGUAAUUUAAUAAGCGCAGGCUGGGGUGGCAGGCUGGCUGGCUGGCUGGCGAUUUAACAGGAUAUCGAUUUGUCUGCUGGUGGCGGCGGCGGCGAGCGUAGUGCCGCCGCUGUGUUGUGCCGCUGGCUCCGCAUUGGCAGCGCACACACCGUCGCGUCGUUACGGCCGUCAGGCGUGUUACGGGGCAGCCAUGGACGUCGAUAUUUUUGGGGCACAGCAGUCUGGUGGUAGGUCGGCGGUUGUAACGUGUGCGUGCGUGCCCGCGUCGUGUCUGAUAAGCGACGAGAUGUGACGCGAGGGUCGUCCCGGCGAUUAUUCCCCCGUUUCACGUCACGCGUCACACGCAGAGAGGAGCGGCCGGAACGGACGGCUGAGAGGCGCACGGACGAAGGCAGAGACACGGCGUAAAACACACGACGUUGCGACGUUGCGGUGCGGAAUCGGAUCGGAUCGUGCUAGACUGGAUCGGACUAGAGCGGGGACGGCGGAUGCCUGGUGCACGGGAUCGUCCGUUAGUCGUUCAUCGUGUCGUCGGCUCGACGUAGAGCAGCGGUCUUCCUGAAAGCUGCCAGCUUGUUACUCGCUACGUGUAUAAAGGAGCAACUGGUGCAACGAUGGAGCUGAACGGCGCAGGGGCGCCCGGUGUCGGGGCCGUGGCUUGUCCUGUGUGCACCUUGUACCUACGUGAAGGCAUCAGUCUACAGAAGCAUCUGGACACACAUCCCAAGGAGCAAGUAAUAGAUGCUCUCAUCAAAGCCAGUUCCUCCUCAUUGCAUCCGUAUCAACAGUAUCAACAACAACAGCAGCAGCAGCAACAGACUCCAUCGACAGUGUCCACACCACCAUUAGUACCGCUGCCACAAGCUGCACCUCAGGGUCACGCUACCAUACAGACGCCUCAGGCGUCAUCCCAGGUAUCGCAAAAUGCACAUAUCCCUGCUCAUUCUCCGUACCCCAUAGGACCCAUCUUUGAGUGCCCGCCUAUAAGCACAAUGAUGCCGCCGCAGUUUACUUCGUUUAGUUAUCAGCAGUUUGUGAACAACGGGACCAUGAUGAUACCACAGGCAUACGCUAUGGCGCCACAGAAUAAUCAGAUGAUGCAGAUGUUAUACAGUCCGUACGGUAUGUACCAACAGCAACAGAUACCCACCGUCCAAAUGAUCUCACCAGUUACAGCUAUUCCUGGCGCGACUAGAAUCAGACCGAUGGCCACAAUGGCCACGGAGAGUAGCGUCAGAACGACCUUGGCGGUUCCUAUAAACAGUCCCGAACCGAAGCAGAUUCUACCUGAGAUUCUGCCGGAACCCGAGCCGGAGUCCGAGACCGGACAGGUCUUGUCGGACGUGAACAUACCAGCUUCCCCUCUGAUGGGAACUGUGGCGGACGAGGACGCGACGACCGUCAGACGAGAGGAGGCUGACGACAGCGCGCUGCAAAUGGAUCACAGAGUGCAGCAGACGCAAAGUUCGACGCCUCCCAGCGAGAGCACAGUGCAGCACGAGUACAAUAGCAUUCCUAGAUCCAUCGCGAUCACUUGCGCUAUAAACAAUAGCAGUGUAGACGAUAAAGUAGAGAUGGUGCUACCGGAUAUGCAGGACGAGGAAGAGGAGGAGGAAGAGGACGAGGAAGAGGAGUUGGAAAUUGUAGCCACGGACUUACAAUGUGAAACCGUGGCGUACGAGCAGCCGGAGACGCAGCAGUUCACGCAACAAGUUACGGAAGAGGAAUAUGUGAGCGACGACAAAGAAGUCGACAUGGCAGGCGACACGAUUGAUUCCAUGGCUUGCGAGCAUGAGAAUGCGGAAACAGCGAGCGGCGAGAGACCCGCGAGUUGCAGCCCCGUCAGCGAGAACGUUCCGCCGUCGCAGGAAGCUACGGAGGGAGACGAAGCGAAAGAACCUGUUCAACCCGAGGUGGAGCAAUUGGAGAAUCUUUUAAUAACUAUGAUGGAGACGGAGUUCAGCGGUACUUCGCAGAAAGAAGGUAACGGCCAAAAUGGCCAGGAGGAGAAGCCGGACGAGAAGGAGAAACCUACGGUGGACCGAAUGGAGAGUGUGAUUCACGACACGGUGAUGACGACUCUUGGCUGCCACGAGAAUGAUCAUAUAUUGCCCGACAUACAGGAGAACGAUACGGAGUGCCCGAACGAUUACGUAGAGAAUGAACUAGAUAAAGGCUACUCCUAUCGGCACAGGCACGUCAGAUCGGCACCGCCGUCUCCCGUCACGAGGAAGGAGCCUGUCUUCAGGGAAGAUACCGUCAGCUCCUUGCGCCACGGGACCUAUUUGGAGCGUCCGCGAGUCGGCUCGUGCGAUAAUCUCAUUUUGUAUCUUCGGGAGGAUGACGAGAAGAUAGACGAGGAGGACAACUUCGACGAGGCGGACAUGGAGAUCGAAGAGAUCCCCAGCCCGCAUACGCCUUUCGCGAGAUAUGGCAAUAACGCAGAAUGCGUCAGGUCGCAUACACCGUUGUCCGCGAUUAGUGGUAUAUCUGUAUUAAGAGUCAGGACGGAUCUCAGCAAGCCCUGUUCACCCGCGUCCGUGCACUCAUUCUGUCACGUGGAUAGUGAUAGCUUGAGCCACGACGAGGACAGUAACAACGGAGUAGAUAAUAAUAUCGUAGAGAAAGACCCAAUUGACUGUUCUCAGGUUGAAGAGAAAAUUAAGACUGAUCAUCAGCAGCAAGCGAUGAGCGCGGAGUGCGAAAGUACCGAGAAUGUCCAGGAGUCGAGUUACGUGUAUCAUCAUCAGUCGGUGAUAACCGAGCACGUCAGUUCGUUUCCUGUAAAUCAUUCUCAGCAACAGCAACAGCAGCAGCAGCCCGUCUUAACGCACGAGUCGUAUUCCAUGACCAGCUCCAAGACACACAGCCUGUUAAAUUUGUCCGAGUCGAUCAAUCCCACAACCAGUACCGAGUCCAAGAGCUUUCACUCCACCACCAAGUCACUGAUGCCGAAACAAUCGAUGGAGUUACUCAAUAUCAAUGAGGACGCUCACGCCGGGCCGAUCAAUGUUUUUGAAUUUGAAGGACUACAGAUAAUAGUUCCUAGUACAUUUAUAAGUGACUCGUCCCAGAAAGCAGUAAGUGCAACCAGCCAGCAGUCUAUGGCGAGCAGCGAGGGUGCAGUAGGUAUCGAUGAAGAAGUGAAGAGUAUCAACAUGCGAGCCGACGAAACCAUGCCGCCCAGAGGUGAAUUGUCGGAACAAGAGAGCAACGGAUGUACAGAGCAGUCUGCAUGGCAGCUGUACAUGGGACAAGAAUCCUCACGCAUGUCCACUUCUUACGACCUUCUGGCACGGGAAAGCUGGGAGGAAUCCGAAGGAUCCGACAACGAGAUCAGUGGGCCCCUACUGGACAGUAGAUCGUUGGCCACGCACUUCACGUCGAGUUUGUUUCUGGACCGGGAUCGGAAGACACCGACGAAACGGACGUUCAAGUGUUAUCAUUGUAGCGAGGUAUUCGAUUGUCCUAAGGAACGCAGAGUUCACAUGACUACGGUGCACAAGGGAGCGGUGCCUAGUAGCAGUAGGGAUCAGUUAGAACAGCCGGAGGUGAAGGACAUCAAGUUGCUCGACAAUCGGAUGAACGUGUUCGACGACAUAUUCGUGCCGGGUUUGCACGUGCAGCAGAUGUAUCAUCAGCAGCAGCCGCUGCUGCAUCAGCUUCAGCCGCCGCCGCCGUCGGACCUGGGCAAGGCGGAGGCCGGAGAUCAGAAGAUCGACAAUCUAGCGAUACCGUCGACCAUCGAGGUAACCUGCGCGAUAUGCAGCCAACGAUUUAACAGCGAGAAGUCCCUGCAGGUGCACCACAAGCGUAUGCACAUCGCCGAGGUGAACAAGCGUAUUCGCGAGAACGCCAAGUGUCAGAUAUGCAGCGAGGAGUUCCCGACGGUGUUCCUCUUCAACGCCCACCUGAAGAUACACCCACUGGAAUGCAGCCAGUGCGGCAAGUACUUCUACAGAAAGCAGAACUUCAAGCUCCACAUGAAGCGUCACCUCGGCAUCAAACCGUUCCCCUGUACCGUGUGCGACAAGGCGUUCCUGACUAAGCAGAAGCUGGACGAGCACACCAACGGGCACACCGGUAACGCCCCGGUCAAGUGUAGCCUGUGCAACGAAACCUUCCGUAGAUAUUCGAACUUAACGCAGCACAAGAACCGGCACCACCUCAACAUCAAGAAGAAGCUCAAGGACUACAUAUGCCACUGCGGCGAGGUGUUCCACACGAAGAAGAAGCUGGCCUGGCACAAGGAGACGCACGACGAGAAGCCGAAGGCGUGCACGUACUGUAACGAGAGAUUCAUUCACAUGGCCAGUCUCACGCGUCAUAUGCGUCGCGCCCACAACCGGCGAUUCGUGCCCGACGCUCAGCGCGAGAGCGAGAACGUCGAGUGUCCCAUAUGCAAGUGCAUCUACCUGCGCUCGUCGUUAGCGGUGCAUAUGCGCGUGCACAACGGCGAGCGACCGUACGAGUGUCAGGUAUGCUCCAAGGCGUUCAGCACCAAGUGGAACCUGCAGUUGCACAAGUGGACCCACGCGGCGCGCAGCACCAAGCCGUUCAAGUGUAAUCAGUGUAGCGCCGCGUUCUACCGUCACAGCGACUACACGGCGCACAUGAAUUCCCACCGCAACGUGCGACCGUACACGUGCAACUACUGCGGCGCUCAGUUCAUACGGAAGUACAACUGCCUGCGGCACGUGAAAGAGCACGAGGAGAACAAGGCGUACACGUGCGACGUGUGCAACAAGACCUUCCAUCGCUCGUACUAUCUGAAGGAGCACCUGCGCGUGCACUCGGGUGCGCGGCCGUACACGUGUCACAUCUGCGGCAAGACCAGCGGCACCAAGUCCAAUCACAACAAGCACGUUAGGAUUCACCACGCGCGCGAGCCUGUAAAUACCGAGAACUAAAGAAGGCGGACAUUAGACCCUUCGUCGCUCGCGCUCGCGAGAGUUCGGACCUCUCUUCCCUUGUUUUCUUCUUUACGUAGCUCGAGACACGUCGGACUCGGCGCGCUGUACUUACAGCGGUAAGCGGAUGUUCAGGACUGGAUGAUGAUGACGGGACUGUUUUCUCUUUGUAUCGGCCAGCAUGAUUGGCACCGCCCCGCGCGAUCUCGUCUCGACUCUUCAGGAGUCAGACAAUCGGAGUUGCGGAGAUCGUAAGCCCGAUCGUCAAUCGCUGUCUUUAAAUGGUAAUUCGAUUCAGCCUGAAUCACACAGAGGGAUCCGCUAACUCGUUCGCGAUCCGUGUUCCUGCUCGAAGUCGUAGGCAUAAUUACGAAAACGGGAAACAAAAUUUAGUUUAGAUUAGCGCUAAAUAGGUGGCGCAACUGGCCGUCGAUGUAAUCGAAUGCAGCUUUCAAUUGAGGUAACAAAUACACAUACACACACACAUACACGUGCGUGCAUUCGUCAGACGGGGAAGACGCAAUAGCGUGUACGUGUACACGCGCUGAUAACAAUGAAAAGAUUAAGUCACUGUAACGGUAUCCGUGUGCUGAGUCUGAAGCGCUGGGUCUACCGUCGGGAUUUUUAUUCGAUUUUCCACGAACAUUACGUUAUAUAUACGCGUCCGACGUUUUUAAUAUCAUCAUCCUGAAGCUACAUAUAAAUCUUUUAUAUAUCCAAAAGUGUCUUAUAAAUAGCAGCACUUUAAGCAUUACCGAUUUGCCAUACGUUGCAUGAUCCGAGAACAUGAUAUUGAUUCGUCGUUCGUGUGGUUUGAACAAGUUGUGUGCAAUACCAUUUUCUAAUGUGUGCCGACGAUCUCGAAUAACAAUUUCCCUCGUCGUUGAAACUCGCUACAUUCUUGAGUUCUCUGAUGUGUAUAAUUUUAUUGUAUAGAAUUGUAAUUUUUAUUACUCCUCAAUUAUUUGGAAAACUUCUAACUAAAAAUUACUUAGUAAGUCUGUCUACUAUUUUUUUUUUU